AUCAACCUUCGUCUUUCACUAAACGUAAACUCGAACCUCGUCCCAAACACCGACUUCGUACGACCUUCUUUCUCUUUUGCAAAAGCAACGCCAAGAGUUCCCCGCUAACCGACUCAGAAAAUUCAUUUGGAAUUCAUUUAACCGUGGCUUCAGGGUGAAGAAGAGUAGGGACUGUUAAGCGUAACUUAUUCUCUCUGGAAUUUUUCUCCCAUUUAACCUUUCUUAUGGUUGGUUUAUAAGAAACCGUUCUUUCCAAAUACGUAAAAAAAUAUGGAUAAUUCCCACGAUCAGCCACUGCCUCCUGGCGUCCAUUCUUUGCCAAACUAUUCAUGUAGCCCAGCUUCUUCAGUGCCAUCAACCCCAUGCCCUCCCCAACAUUGUGAUAACACUGUGACACCUCAGUAUCAAUCUAACUACCCAGGAAAUUGCUUCUUUCCCCUUCCUUCUAAUUCAACCUUCACUCCUACUCAAAGCUCAUAUACACUUAGUAGUCCAUUGAAUCAGUAUAAUGUUUCUCCAAAUGCUCCUCAUUCAUCAGGCCAAAUCCCCAGAAACUCUCAGAAUGGCUAUGCUUCUCAAUCGAGUUUAGUCCAACAAGGUGCUGAUCUCAUUGAGCAGCAACCACAAGACCAAAACAAAAUAGGUGAGAAAAUUCCUCAGCAUAAGGAUAAUAUAAUGACUCAAGAAGUGGGCCAUGUUCUUGGAAAUGAUAAUGCAUCUACCAGCUACUCCAGAUCACAUGUUGAAAAUUCCAAUGACUUUGAAACUGCUGCUCAGGAUGCUGUGUUGCGUGAACAGGAAAUCGCCACCCAAAAUGUCAUACAAAAUCAAAGAGAGGCAAGAGGCGCUGGUGGAACUUCUAAGGAUGGUAAAGACAUUUUCUCAGAACGUCGUGACCACAAUGCUCUAAAGGAACAUCUGCUGAAGAUGACUUCGCAACAUCGUGCUGAAAUGGCUUUAAAGCGGGGGAAGCCUAGCCUUCCUGAAGAAGGUAACAUGGAAAUUGGAAAUGGUUAUGGUGUACCAGGUGGAGGUGCUUAUUAUGGUGCUCCUAACCCUAAUAUUGAUACCCCCACUGACUCAAAAGAAUUGCCUGAGUACCUUAAGCAGAAGUUGAAAGCAAGGGGUAUUCUUAAAGAUGAUACAGAAAAAGGCUCGCUUAAGUUGGAGACUACUACAACUCAACUUGUGGAUAAUGGAAAGUUACAUCCCGGAUGGGUAGAGGCGAGAGACCCCGCUAGCGGUGCUUCAUAUUAUUACAAUAACUACACUGGGAAGAGUCAGUGGGUAAGGCCUGUUGAAACGUCUAUCACACAGAAUCCGUCGCUUUCAUCUUUUGCAGAGGGUUGGAUAGAGGCUUUUGAUGAAACAACAGGUCAUAAAUAUUAUUACAAUACAAAGACCCAUGUAUCACAAUGGGGGCAUCCUGAUUCUUCACUGCAGGUCGCUUCACAACAUUGUGACAGGAUGGUUCCCACAAGUUCAGCUGAUGCAAAUUGGGAUGAUCAACCACCCGAACAAAAGAAAUGCAUGGGAUGUGGUGGCUCAGGAGUAGGCCCUGUCCAGAUGUCAGGUUGCUGCAUUCAUUGCACAGGAAAUGCAGCUGAUUUGGAUCAGAAUGACCAAUCAUCUGAGCUAAAGAAGUGCAUGGGGUGUGGUGGUUGGGGUGUAGGCCUUGUGCAGAUGUGGGGUUACUGCAAACAUUGCACACGCAGUCUCAAUCUUCCACAAUGCCAGUACUUGUCUACCAGUUCGGGUAACCAACAUCAGACCAACAAUUCUGGAAGCACCAAAGAAGAUUCUGACAAAAAGGCUUCUAUACAGAGGUCCAAUUGGAGACCUCCAAUGAGGAAAGGAAGUAGAGGAGGAAGCAAGAAACGUGCUUAUACUGAGGAUGAUGAGUUGGAUCCUAUGGACCCAAGUUCUUAUUCUGAUGCUCCUCGUGGUGGCUGGGUUGUGGGCCUAAAAGGAGUGCAGCCUCGAGCAGCUGAUACCACUGCCACGGGUCCUCUCUUUCAACAGCGUCCAUACCCAUCACCAGGAGCAGUCUUGCGAAAAAAUGCCGAAAUUGCUUCACUAACAAAGAAAUCCAGUUCUCAUUUUGCACCUAUAUCCAAGAAAGGGGACGGUAGUGAUGGACUUGGUGAUGCUGAUUGAGAUUGCAGUGCGAGUGUGAGUGCAGUAAACUUCAUUUUGGUUCUGGUGUAUUCAGCGAGUGGGACAAGUGUGUAAUACAUUUGUCUUGUUUUUACUUUAGGGACUCCAGAUUUAUCGAUGUAUAGGAGAAUGUUUAUGGAGUCUUCGCUGCAAGUAUCCAGCAGAUGGAUGAUUGUUCGGUUGCUUAAGAAAUGGCCAAGAGGUUGGUUGUAUUUUGUAACAUGUUGCCUCAUUGAUGCCUCUUAAGCAUCUUGGCUGCAUCGAACAAUCAUUUGGGUGGAAUUUGGUGGUUAACUUGGCAUGUCGUCUGCAUGUUGCUGAGUUGGGCAGAUCAAGAAUAUUUCUUUUUUGAAGGUUAUUUUUUACUUUUUUC
Molecule: messenger RNA, 2530 nt
Organism: Alnus glutinosa
Lineage: Eukaryota; Viridiplantae; Streptophyta; Magnoliopsida; Fagales; Betulaceae
Exons: 14
Coding region: 271-2157 (628 amino acids)
Biological process (GO): alternative mRNA splicing, via spliceosome
Cellular component (GO): cytoplasm; nuclear body
Molecular function (GO): ribonucleoprotein complex binding; protein binding
Source: RefSeq, a predicted model, not a curated record